AUGCCGAAGCCGACGCUGCUGCUGCGCGGGGGCUGGGAGCGCGAGCGCAGCCCCGGGGACUCGGAGCUGGGCCGCCAGUUCCGGGACUGGUGCCUGCGCACCUACGGCGACUCGGCCAAAACCAAGACGGUGACACGCAGCAAAUACCAGCGGAUCGCCGAGGUCCUGCAGGGCGGCGGCGGGACCGGCGCAGGCAGCGGCCCGGCGGCCGGCGAGAAAGGCAAGUUCCAGUUCUGGGUGCGCUCCAAGGGCUUCCGCCUGGGCAGCGGCCGGGAACCCAAGAUGGGCCAAGUGGUGUAUGUGCCGGUCAAGACGGGCUCGGGGGCAGAUGGCCUGUCGGAGCCGGAGGGCAUCUCUCUGAAGCGGGUCGCUGUGGUGGAAGAUUUCUUUGACAUCAUCUACUCGAUGCACGUGGAGAGCUCGGCGGAGCCAGGCAAAGCCCCCAAGCACGCUGGGCAGAAGAAAACCUACCGAGCGAUUGCAGAGACCUAUGCCUUCCUUCCACGAGAGGCCGUGACCCGGUUCCUGAUGAGCUGCACAGAGUGUCAGAAGAGGAUGCACUUUAACUCCAAUGGCCUGGAGCCCAAAGAAAACGAACCUCCCUCUCCCCUGGUCUCCGGGAUUAUCGAUUACAACAUGCCCCUUACCUCCACGUACCUGAAGCAGAUGAAGUUGCGAGUGAUGAACUCCCAGGAACAGGAUGAAACUUCUGUGAGCAGUGAAGAUUUUGAUAUGAACGACUCCACAUGGAUGUCAGCUGACCCACACCUGGCCUCCAGCCUGAGUCCCAGCCAGGACGAGAGGAUGCGGAGCCCUCAGAACCUCCACAGCCAAGAGGACGAUGACUCCUCCUCUGAGAGUGGCAGCGGCAAUGGCUCCUCCACCCUGAACCCAUCCACAUCGAGCAGCACGCAGGGCGAUCCCGCCUUCCCCGAGAUGAAUGGCAACGGCGCCGUGGCCCCCAUGGACUUCACCGCCACCUCUGAAGAUCAGCCCAUCAACCUGUGCGACAAGCUCCCACCGGGCACGGCGCUCGGCACGCCCUCCUACCCCUCCGACGGCUGUAGCACCGAUGGACUGCGGAGCCGUGUCAAGUACGGGGUGAAGACCACCCCUGAGUCGCCCCCUUACAGCUCCGGGAGCUAUGAUUCCAUCAAGACUGAGGUCAGUGGCUGCCCUGAGGACCUGACGGUGGGCCGGGCCCCCACAGCAGAUGACGACGACGAUGACCAUGAUGACCAUGAGGACAACGACAAGAUGAACGACUCCGAGGGCAUGGACCCUGAGCGCCUCAAGGCCUUCAAUAUGUUCGUGCGGCUCUUUGUGGACGAGAACUUGGACCGCAUGGUGCCCAUCUCCAAGCAGCCCAAGGAGAAGAUCCAGGCCAUCAUCGAGUCCUGCAGCCGGCAGUUUCCCGAGUUCCAGGAGCGGGCCCGCAAGCGCAUCCGCACGUACCUCAAGUCCUGCCGGCGCAUGAAGAAGAACGGCAUGGAGAUGACCAGACCCACGCCUCCCCACCUGACCUCGGCCAUGGCCGAAAACAUCCUGGCAGCUGCCUGCGAGAGCGAGACGAGAAAAGCAGCCAAAAGGAUGCGCCUGGAGAUCUACCAGUCCUCCCAGGAUGAGCCCAUCGCCCUGGACAAGCAGCACUCCCGGGACUCCGCAGCCAUCACCCACUCCACCUACUCACUGCCAGCCUCCUCCUACUCCCAGGACCCUGUGUACGUCAACGGUGGCCUCAACUACAGUUACCGCGGUUACGGGGCCUUGGGCAGCAACCUGCAGCCCCCUGCCUCCCUCCAAACAGGAAAUCACAGUAAUGGGCCCACCGACCUCAGCAUGAAAGGCGGGGCCGCCACGGCCUCCAGCACGCCCACGCCCACGCCCUCCGGCAACAGCACCAGCAGGACCAUGCCCGCCGCCCAGCUCAGCCCCACGGAGAUCAGUGCGGUGCGGCAGCUCAUCGCCGGCUACCGAGAGUCUGCCGCCUUCCUGCUGCGCUCCGCGGACGAACUGGAAAACCUCAUUUUACAGCAGAACUGACCCCGCGGCACCUGGAGUGCACUACCCUAAGGAAGGAGGCUGUCCCGGCCCGGCUUCCUGCCUCACCACUUGGUACAUUUUGUUUUCUGAAAGAGGUGGGAUCCAAAAGAGCUGUUUCUAGCCACACGCCAAGCACCUGCGACUUUGGGCACAAGGACACUUUUUUUUUUUUUUUUUUUUUUUUGGAAUCUCACCACACGGGUGCUCUGACCUGCUUGGAAGAGGCCAAUGGGGCAGCUUUGGAAGGGCUGGGGCUCCCCUGACAAGGCGCUGGGGACGCAGCUCUAUUUAGAAUCAUCUUCGUGGACCCUGAUGUUAGAAUCCCACCCCCAGAUAAUUACCUUUCAAGUCUUAGGUGAGCAGAAUUGCAUAUUUAUUGAGAAAAACAAAGUGGACCCUUUCUUCCUCUCCCCUUAGUAAUUUAUUUUUCUGAAAAUGGAUUCUUUUGUGUUUGUACAGAUUGCCAGUCUGUGUCUGUCUGAUCAGAAGGAUGUAUCCCUGUCACCUAACAUUCCAUAUCACUACACUGGCGCGGGCUGGGGGCCGGCAGGGCGGGGUGCGGUGGGGCGGGCGCCGGGCUGGCUGUCCUUCCGAGCGCCCAGCACCGCCAAGCCGGAGGACCUCACCCACACCCAAGGCAAAGCAAAGACAAACAAAAACGGCUACCCCACCCCCGUUCCACAGAAGCCCCAGUCACACGGCCACCUGUAUUCUACCUCACACUCCAGCGUGGGCUUUUUCCAGGAUGUGCCCUGAGCCUGUUCUGAACGGCUAUCUCCCGACUCCCCCACACACGGUGUCUGCCUGGGAGGCAAGUCCAGAGGGGUGGCCAGGAGCUGGAGCCCAGACAGGGCUGUGACCCUCCGGAGCAGCUUGCAGCACCCCCCGCCCCCCGGCCCCAACCCUCCAGGCUGUUCACCAGGACAGACAGCUGGGGGACAGCCGCCAGUCAGGAGGGCCCCUGCCCUCACCUGCCCCCAGGGAGCCGGGUCUGAACACUUCAUACAGGCCCAGGGCCCUCAGACACCUGCCGGGAAGGGCCUGUUUCCUCAGGGUGGGCCCCCAGCUGUCAGGCAGCCACCAAACAGGAAAAGCAGCUGCGAGCCCCUGGUCAGACUGCAGCUCCUGUCUUCUGCCCCCGUGGCUGGAGUAAAGGGACCAUCAACAGAAGUAGAGAAGCCACUUGGGUUCUCCGAGGACCUGCCCUUCUGGAGGGGCCAGUCCUGGAAGAAACCUAUAACCCUGGAGUGUGAAAAAGGGCAAAAGCAAAGGCCGGCCUGGUCCUUCCUCCCCAGUAGGCACUUCCUCUUGCUCAGUGCAAUACCUCCCAGUGCUGCUAAAACCAGGGAUUCCCCCACACCUCAGAGGGCCCACGGGGCCUCUCCGUGCGAUACUCCGUAGCCAUGACAGCAGCUCUCCGCUGCCCGCCCCCGCCCAGAGCCGGCAGAAGCCCUCUGUAGCCUUUCCUCCCUCAGAGCAGAGCGGCCCCAGGGGAGCCAGGGCUGCAUGGACCCUAGGAGGGCCACAGCCACUCGACCCCAGAGCAGGUACCCCUUCCCAAACCAGCUAUCUGCAGCUACCUGCCUCCCAGCACUAUGGCAGACCACCGUCAGGAGGGCCGGAGGGGGAGGUUUGGGGGGGGCUCCCACAUGGGCCAGAGCUCUGAGAGGUAGGGUGCCCCACCCUGUGCUUGCUUCCAGCCCCCAGCAGUCGGGGGUGGUCCUUCCUCUCUCAAGUGGCCUCCCAACACCCCCCGCACCCCCCAGCCACACCACCUCUGCCUUCCAUCUGGCCAAUCUCCAGGCCUCUGGUCAGGGCCAGGACACCCGAGACGCCCCCUUCGCACAGCACAAGCUCCCGCGCCCAAGGCCCGUCCCCCACCCCAGCCAUUCGCGCGUCCAGCCCCCACCUGCUCAGUGCUACUCCCAGACGUUUCAAUUUGUGUAAAUAUUUUUGUGUGUGAACAAUACUACAAAGUAAUCAGUAGGUCUUUUGCAAAAUGUUACCCCAGGCAAUUUGUGAGAUUCUUAAUGUUAAAAACUGGCAGAGACAAUCGCCGCCUUAGAAUUCUUGAUACCAACUGCUUAACUUGUCAUUCCCCCUCCGGGAGGCAGGCCCCAGGCCAGGCGCGACUGCAGUGCUUUCCUCAGACAGGAGACAGGAGGCCUGGGAGCUGCCACCACCCCCACACUAGGGAUCGGAUCUAAAGACCAGCCUAAAUUUCGGCGUGCAGUCCCGCUUUCCUGAGCUGACCACCUCAGCCUGCCUGGGCGCGGGCGCACUGGUGUGAGAACAAGGCUACACGGCCCCUCCGGGACAGUGGAUUCUGCCACCGUCACCCCGCCGCCUGGGGGGGGGGGCUCCUUCUCUGUGAAGCUCUGCCUGAAGCCUGGCUGAGGGCAGAAUCAGGAGCAAGUCGCUGUGUGGAAACAGGACUCCAUUAGCUAGUUCAGUCAGGGAACUUGUUCUGUUUUGCUUUUGUUUUCAGAGAUGCAGCUUCAACCCCUCCCCACUCCUCCUGACUUGGAGAGCACCAAAGAGCUGGUUCUGCUGGACCCAGCUCACCGCUGUCCCACCCUCACCCUCACCCCAGGGACUGCCUUCUCCCAAAGGGAGCUUCCAACGCCCUGCCCCGCAGCCAUUUUAAAUUCUCACGGAGGGCCUCAGGGCACAAAUUCAUCACUGGGGAUCCUAAGCUAAAAGGUAGCUCAAGAGUAGAAUACACCAAUUCCAGAGUCUUUGCAGGGGGCUAAUUCCAGCAGAAGGGUAGAAUCAGGAGAAAGGGGAAUUUGGUCUUCGUGGUAGACAUCUAGUAGACCAGUAAUGGUGUGACCCAUCUGAAAUUCAUUUUACCAUCACCUCCAGUACAGUUUAUACCCCAGAACAGUGUUGAGGGGGAGGGGGACAGGAGGGGGCUAGCAGGGUUUUCAAGGAUUUCAAACAGGUGGAACCCCGCCAUCCCUAUUCCUAAGGGCCACUUACGACUCCAGGGGUGGUUACAGGAUUAACUACCAGUUCAUUUUCAAAAUGCUGCUUUGAACUCAGAGGGUUGAUACUUUUAAUUUGUAAUUUUUUGUAAAACUUUUUACAAGAUAGUAAAGUAUUUCACCAGAAUACCAGUUUCAAUCCGUCCAUGGUCUGAUUUUUAUAUAAUUUAGUGGUGCUUUAGAAACUUUGUUUUUGUUGUUUCUGAGCUAAACAGCUCAAUCCUUUUUCGCCUGUAUCUACCUAAGACCAAUGUGAACCUUUGUAUUUUUGCUCCUAAUUUUGGACUCAGUGAAAGUGUACUGUUUACAUGUACAGAUGCCCCAGUCCCUGUGUGUUCUGCAAGACUCGCUCUUGAGGAGGAAGGUGCACCUCACUAAGCUCAUCUGCUUAGCAAAGCCACAAAACAAAAACCUCUCUUUUUACCUAUGUUUCCACCUAAAAACAAAAACGAAAACCCUACACAACAUAGAACUCAAGAUUUGCUGAAAAAUAACUUUUUCUAAGCUCGGAAAAAUCUCCGUGCGGCAGAUGGCCCAUACGCCUCUGUGGCGUGGUCCGUUAGGAGCAGGGGGCAGAGCGGGAAUGUCCCAGCAGCUGCUGGUGGGCACCUGCGUGGACUCCCGGAGCGUGUGAGUGGGACUUCGCGGCAGCGCUGGGGGGUGGUGGAGGUCUCCCAGCAGCCUGGCAGUGGGGAGGUCAAGGUGACUCGUGGGACCUUCAGGGUCAAGCCACCCAGGAUUUAGGGACGACCCAAGAGGCUGUCAAUCCUCCGGUAUAAUUUAGACAUGUUUUGGGAGUGCGCAAAUUCCCUGAGAUGAGGUUUUCGGACUUUCCAGUGCAGAUGGUACAAGCAUUCCUUCAGGGAUCCCCUGGAGGCAGCUCAUUCCAGAGGCCUCACUUCUGAGGAGGGGCAGGGGGCUCCAGACGGUAAGCGUAUGGCACUUAAGACAAACCGUGGAUGGCACCAACUUUUAAAGGUGACUCUUUAUUAAUCAAUGGCUACAUCUCUAAAUUAUAUUUUUACAGAUAUGCACCUAUGCAACUUAACGUGGCUCUUCUAAGCAGGUGAGCACUUCCUCCUCGAUGCUCUAUAAAAAGGAUUUGUGUUCUAUAGAGUGAGUUUUUUCCAGUAAAUGUGGCUUAAUAUUUUAAUUCUUAGAAUGCGUCUUCUCUAUGUGAUGCAACUAAAUUCUGUUUUGUUUGUGGAAUGACUAGCACAGGCCAAGUCCCUCUCCCUCACUUAACAAAAGACCAAUGAGCUGUUAAUCGAGCUGUUAUCUCCAUGGUAUUACUUGCUAAAUGCACUGAUUUCAUAAGUAUGUGGAAUCCUUUUUCUUUUGAAUCUGUAUAUCAUAUAUAAGACUGAAUCUACUUAAUAAACACUGAAUAACA
Zalophus californianus (California sea lion) is the source of this 6423-nucleotide messenger RNA. RefSeq names its product nucleolar protein 4 like (gene NOL4L). NCBI's taxonomy places the organism in Eukaryota, Metazoa, Chordata, Mammalia, Carnivora, Otariidae. Bases 1 to 2043 code for a protein of 680 amino acids. The transcript has 11 exons. The record is from RefSeq and is a predicted model, not a curated record.